Messenger RNA from Oryza brachyantha (malo sina), 1038 nucleotides. Its product is annotated as elongator complex protein 6. Gene Ontology annotation, biological process: tRNA wobble uridine modification. The record is from RefSeq and is a predicted model, not a curated record. Lineage: Eukaryota; Viridiplantae; Streptophyta; Magnoliopsida; Poales; Poaceae. Gene Ontology annotation, cellular component: elongator holoenzyme complex. The transcript has 5 exons. The coding region runs from base 126 to 878 and encodes 250 amino acids.
GGAUUUUUUUUUUCUUUCUCCGGCGUUCUGCUGGCGGCGCCACGGCGGGCCGGUGAAGGGAGCCGAGCGCGCGAGCGGGAAGGUGGCAGCGGCCAGCAAGGAUCAGGGGCGAGCCGUCCAAGGCCAUGGAGGAGUACGGAGGCGGGGACCUCCUGAGCGAGGCGAUGGGCCCUGGAGCGCGAGUGGUGGUGGUGGAGGACCGCGUCGAGGCGCCCGGGGCCUUCGUCCUCCACCUCCUCCUCAAGCGCGCACUCGCCGGUGGCGGCGGGGCUGCGCUCCUCGCCCUCGCCCAGCCUUUCUCCCACUACGACCGCGUUCUCCGCAAGAUGGGCUGCAACCUAUCCUUGCAUAGGAAGAGUAGGCUUCAUUUUUUUGACUUGCAGGCCUUCCCAGGUGUAGCAAAGGGAGAUGCCAUUUCUGACAGUUUUGUUCAACUGUAUGGUGACAUUCAAAGAGUCAUGGAUGCAAACAGAGCAGGAGAUAAUGCAGACCGCUUUACUCUCAUGAUAGAUGAUGUUUCACUGCUCGAAGUUGCGGCCCAUGGUUCUGUAGACGUUGUAUUGGACUUCUUGCAUUAUUGUGUUACACUUACCUCUGAGAUGGUAAAGAAUUGCUCGUUGGUCUUCCUUAUUCACGAGGAUAUAUAUUCAAGCGAGGAGGGUGCGGGGCUCCUUAUGCAUCUGCGCUACAUCGCAGAUCUUGUGAUCAGAGCUGCACCUUUGAGCACCGGUUUAGCUACUGAUGUUCAUGGGCAGCUUUCAGUGGUAAACAAGUGUGUAUUCAGCGAGCAAAGGCCAAAAGCACAGAGAAUUUGGAACUUCCAUUUUAGAGUGAAGGAAAAUGGCGCAGAUUUUUUCUACGCGGGGAGCAGACAUUAGAGUAGGGUGAUACUUGCAUAACGAUGUAUCACUUCGGUAGACACAACUCACCCCGUACUUUAAGCAGAUAUUCAUGAAAUGUUUUCAAAGAAUGUAUCAAUUCAGGACUAAACCAUGCUAUCGCCCGUGUUCCAAAGAGGCAUCUUCUAUCUUUAUUGGG